Molecule: messenger RNA, 1191 nt
Organism: Arachis ipaensis
Lineage: Eukaryota; Viridiplantae; Streptophyta; Magnoliopsida; Fabales; Fabaceae
Source: RefSeq, a predicted model, not a curated record
AUGAACUUGGAAGGGGUACGCAACGAGGUACGGUGCCGCGCUUUCCCGGUCACCCUGGCGGGACGGGCGAUCCGUUGGUUCAACAAUCUCCCACAGGGCUCUGUGGUCAAGUUCUCAGACAUCAGCUGUGCUUUCCUAGCCCAGUUUACUACCCGCAUCACGAAGGCGAAGCACCCGAUCAACCUGCUCGGGGUGACGCAAAUACCCAACGAACCGACCAAAAAAUAUCUGGAUAGGUUCAAUGAUGAGUGCUUAGAAAUUGACGGCCUAACCGACUCGGUGGCCAGUCUAUGUCUCAUGAACGGACUUCUGAAUGAGGAUUUUAGGAAGCAGCUUACCACCAAGCCAGUAUGGACGAUGCAGGAAAUCCAGAAUGUCGCCAGGGAAUAUAUCAAUGAUGAAGAAGUUAGUCAAGUGGUGGCAGCCAACAAGCGGCAGCCCGGCCACAACCAACCUCAGCAGCACGGUAGCGGGGAAAGGCUAAAGGAACACGCCAAAGAUGGAGUUCCGGCCAAGACGUUCAAGUCGUUUCCUCGGGUUGGCAAGUUUACCAACUAUACUCCCCUCACAGUCCCCAUUGUGGAAGUUUAUCAGAAAAUAGCUGAAAAGGGGAUCCUCUCGAAGCCCCGACCUCUGAAGGACAGAACUGGAGGGAACAAGAACCUUUAUUGUGGUUACCACAAGGGCUAUGGACACAAGAUCCAGGACUGUUUUGACCUCAAGAAUGCGCUGGAGCAAGCGAUCUGGGACGGAAAGCUAGCCGAAUUCUCCCACCUUAUCAGGGAGCCGAGGAGACGUGACCGGGACCGAGAUGUAGAGGACCAAAGCCGCGCGGUGAAACGACACCAAGAGCCUGAGGACAAUGAGCGCGGCCUCACCAUAGUAAAUGUGGUAAUUGGAAGAGACGCGGUUCCGAAGUCGAAGUCGGCACAUAAAAAGGACGCCAAAGUCCUAGCGGUCUCGUCAUCUAGCCCCACGCCAAAUUCUAGGAGGACCUCACCCAUAUCAUUCGGACCGGACGACCAAUGGUUUGGCGAGAUCACGGAAAACCCUCCAAUGGUAAUAACAGCCAGAGUGGGAACCGGCUUGGUCAAGAGGAUCCUCGUAGACACUGGCACUGAUUCGAAUAUUAUGUUCCGCAAUGUGUUCGACGCUUUAGGCCUCCGAAAUGCCGAUUUGAGGACUCACUAG